Molecule: messenger RNA, 1752 nt
Organism: Fraxinus pennsylvanica
Lineage: Eukaryota; Viridiplantae; Streptophyta; Magnoliopsida; Lamiales; Oleaceae
Source: the annotation of a GenBank genome assembly
AUGGUAACUGAUAGGGCUUCAAAGAGAGAUCAUUGUCCCCAGCGUAAGGUUCAUGUUCCACCUCAAGAUGACAAGAAAAGCUGUGAAGUUGAUCGACACCAUCCAGAUGAGUCUGUCACUGAAAGUAACAUGGCUGAUGAUCCAAAUGUAGGGCAUUAUCAAGGAUCGUUCAGAGAGAGGAAACCUGCUACACAGAAAGGACGUCCCUAUUCCCUAACACAAGUUCCUGUUAGAGUUGGUGAAUCAGCUCCUGCUGCCGCCAAUACAACUGGUGAGCAUGACCGUAUUUUUUCAUCUGGUUUUAGGCAGAACAGAAACCAGAACAAUUGUUCUGGCAGAGGCCAUGAAUCUCAUGGAGAUUGGCCUUCAGUUCAUGAUAGCCGGCAACACAAUGUAACUGCAUUCCAUGAAAGGCAGUGGCAGAAUGUGCAUUAUGAAUACCUGCCAGAUGGGCAUUAUAAGAACAGCAAAACCGACAGGCUUGUAGGGUCUGGAGAGGGAUCUAAUGAUGUUGCCUCAAGAUACAGAGAGAGGAAUCAGAGCCACACAAAGCAUGGAGGAAAUUCUCACAGGCGUCAAGUAGACCUCAAGUUUCAGGCACUUGGCCCUACUUUAGUCUUGGAGUCUGGUGUUGUUUCUAAGGACACAGAGAGCCGUGCUAGAGAAUCUACUAAUAUGUCCAGAGAUUUACCCCUGGAGACACCUUGGACAUCUCAUUUGGAACAUAUUUCUCACGGUCAGUCUUCACAUGUGAAACAAGAUUCUUAUAAUGCCAGUGCCAGAAAUGCAUUCAAAUCUACUGAGGGAAGUGUCUCUAGACAUAAGCAAAUCUUAUAUAUACAAAAGCACAAUGAUCCAUCACAGAAGAAUUUGAAUGAAAAGUCAGCUCUAAUUGUCACAGGCGAAGCACAGAAAGAUCUUACUGAUGUAUCUGUUAACAAUGUUACACUGAUGGAGAGAAGAAAAAGUCAUAGAAUUAGCAAGAAUAAGCAGAGACUGGAUGAAGCUGCAGUAAUCUCUCCAAUACCGUUAGUAAUACGGGAGGAGACUAAUCCUGCAAAAGAGUACAUUGAAAAUGGGAAGUCCAAGGCUUCGUUGUCAGAUUUGGAUGGCUCAGUCUCAGCAAAGAUUGAGCUUGAUGGAGGAGUACAGGCUUCAGAGGUGCAGGCUUCACAUGAAGAAGAAGCCCAUAGCAGAGUAAGCAAACAGUGGAAACCUCAGUCUUGCGGAAUGCCACGAAGUCUACAGGCUAAUAGGAUGGUGGAUAAAUUUCAUAGCAAUGACGCUCUUAUGUGGGCUCCUGUGCAUUCACAAAGCAAAGUUGAGGGUGCAGUUGAAGCAUGUCAAAAAUCUACUCCUGAAUCUGCUACUCCAGUGAAGAUUGAUAAUCUGGUUCAGAAUAAUUCAAAAGGCAAAAGGGUUGAAAUGGAGAGAUACGUUCCAAAGCCUGUAGCUAAGGAGCUGGCACAGCAAGGAAGUAUUCAACCAGUGCCAUUUUCAGCCAGUCCUGCACCAGAAGAGGCUGCUGGUAAAGCACUACCUGAUUCAGCUAGAUCUGCAAAUCCACCACCUACCAUCUAUGCAACUGGAAUUGUUGGGUCUGGUGUAGACGUCGAGGAGGGAGAUGGCACGCAUAACAAGCAAGGAAAAGCGCAUGGAACAUGGCGACAACGGAAUUUUACAGAACCAUCGAAUGAGAAGAGUGUGCAUCAUGGACCAUCUGCUACUUCUAACCCAAGCAAGGACAUUUAA